UUUCGCGAUUCUCACUCUUCUUCUCACCCAACCUCUCUUUCUUUUCUUUCUAUCUAUCUUCUCUCUCUUUCCUCUUUCUCUCUCAUCAUCGUCGCGCUUCCUUCGCAGAAAAUCUCUCAGAUUCUCUCUAUUUCCAUACACAAUCAAAAAUAAAAAAAGUUAAUCGAUCUUCACAAUCACCACCUCAACCAUCACAAACAAAAAAUCUUUCCCUUUCUCUUCGGUCCCAAAAAAAAAUUAAUUCAAAUUUCCCCUUUUUUCCACCUAAGCCCUAGAAAUCAAAAUUCACCUACCUCUUUCAACCCUUUUUACUUCGAAUUCGAUCUUUUUGUAACCAUGUUGUAUUUGAAGAAGAGAUCUUGCUUGAUCUAGGGUUUCUUCUUCUUUGAAUUGUUUCGAAUCUAGGGUUUGUGAGAAUUCGAUUUUGGAAUUGAUGUUUCUUUUCAGGGACGAAGCUUGGAUCGAUUCGGAAGAUGGAGGAUUAUGCAUGGGUUCGGUGGUGAGAAGUGGAAACACAAUCGGCACAUGUGGCCUGUACCUUCUAACGCGACCACUGUAGUCCCUGUUUCUUCACCGUCUCAAUUUAUAUGCAAAGAUGGACGCAAGAUUCGUGUUGGUGACUGUGCACUUUUCAAACCACCCCAGGACUCACCUCCUUUUAUUGGAAUAAUUCGCAAGUUAACGUUCCAUAAAGAAGAAAAUCCAAGUUUACAAGUGAAUUGGUUUUACCGACCUGCUGAUUUGAAGCUCGCUAAAGGGAUUGUAGUGGAAGCUGCACCAAACGAAGUCUUCUACUCCUUUCACAAGGAUGAGAUAUAUGCUGCAUCAUUACUCCAUCCUUGUAAAGUCGCAUUUCUCCGUAAAGGUGUUGAACUUCCUUCAGGGAUAUCCGCAUUUGUUUGUAGACGAGUGUACGACAUUGAUAACAACUGUUUACGGUGGCUAACUGAUAAAGAUUAUAUUAAUGAACAGCAGGAAGAAGUUGACCAGUUAUUAGACAAGACAAAACUAGAAAUGCACGGUGCUGUGCAAUCAGGAGGCCGUUCCCCAAAACCCUUGAAUGGUCCAUCAUCAACACAGUCAUUGAAAUCUGGUUCUGAUAACAUUCAAAAUAGUUCUUCCUUUGGUGUACAGGGUAAAGGAAAAAAGAGAGAGAGAGGUGAUCAGGGAUCUGAUUCAUCUAAAAAAGAGCGAUUAUUUAAAGUAGAAGAUGGAGAUUCUAGUCAAUUCAGACCAGAGGGCACACUAAGGUCUGAGAUUGCUAAAAUCACUGAUAAAGGUGGGCUUGUGGACUUUGAAGGAGUUGAAAGAUUUGUACAGCUCAUGCAACCUGACAGUGCUGAUAAAAAAAUAGAUCUGGCUGGGCGAAUAAUGCUUGUUGAUGUAAUAGCGCUCACAGAUCGCUAUGACUGUCUUGGCUGGUUCGUACAGCUCAGGGGUUUGCCUGUGCUAGAUGAAUGGCUGCAGGAGGUCCAUAAGGGAAAAAUUGGUGAUGGUAAUGUUGAUAAGUCUGAAGAAUUUUUGUUAGCUUUACUUCGUGCUCUGGAUAAGCUUCCUGUGAACCUUCAUGCACUACAAACCUGUAAUGUUGGAAAAUCUGUUAAUAAUUUACGUAGCCACAAAAAUUCUGAAAUUCAGAGGAAAGCCAGGAGUUUGGUAGACACAUGGAAGAAACGUGUUGAAGCUGAAAUGAACAUGACUGACUCAAAAUCUAGUUCAACCCGUGCUGUUUCUUGGCCUGCAAAGCCAGCACCACCUUCUGACAUUUCACACUCCGCAAAUAGGAAAACUGGAGGAUCCUCUGAGAAUGUUGCAAAGAGCUCUCCUAUUCAACCUUCAUCAUCCAAAAAUUCUCAAGCUAAACUUAAUUCUGGAGAAGCACUAUCCAAGUUCUCUUCAUCCCCUGGAUCAACUAAAUCUAUGACUGUUUCAGUAGGAAGCAAUGCAAAAGAUCAAAAUACUAAACUCGUUGGAGCAACGACAUCGGAUCUACCUCUAACACCUAUCAAGGAGGAGAGGAGCAGCAGUUCUAGUCAAUCUCAAAACAACAGCAUAUCUUGUUCUAGUGACCAUGCAAAGACUAUUGGUUCUUGCCGGGAAGAUGCAAAGAGCUCCACUGCAGCGUCAAUGAGUGUGAGCAAAGUUGCUGGUGGUGCAUCCCGAACUCGGAAGUCAAGUAACGGUGUACAUGGAGCUGGCGUUGCUGUAGUUCAGAAGGAUCAUAGCUCUGCAAAGAAUUCAACAAGAAAUUCACCUUCUGAUAAAGUUUCCCCAACUCGAAUGUCCCAUGAAAAACCAUCUGAUCAGCCCCUUGCCGAUCACGGUCACAAUCAGCGGCUGAUUCUCCGGUUGCCAAACACUGGUCGCAGUCCUUCAAGGGGAGCUAGUGGGGGUUCUUUUGACGAACAUGCCAUCCCAUGUGGCAAAACAUCACCUCCUGCCGACAAGAAUGAGAGUCAGGACAGGAGAGUUAAACCUAAAACUGAUUGUAUGCAGACCCAUGCGUUGAAUGUGUUAAACGAUGUAUCCAAUGCUAAUGAAAUUACUGGUUCUGAUGAAGCUAAGGGUUCUCCACCGGUGCAUGAGCGGUGCAGGGUUAACGAAGAUGGUGAUAAAGCAACAGAUACGCCAAAAACAACUAGUUCUUCAUCUGGAUUUGUUUCCAGAUCAGGUCAGACUUAUGAUGCUUCUUUAAGCCCCAUGAAUGCAUUAGUUGAGAGCUGUGUAAAAUUUUCUGAAGCAAGUGCCUCUGUUUCCCCCGGAGAUGAUGGGAUGAAUCUUCUUGCUUCUGUGGCUGCGGGAGAAAUGGCCAGAUCUGAAAAUGCCUCACCGGAGAGGAAGUCUCCUGCAGCUGAUGAAUCAAGCUCUGGGAAUGAUUCCAAGUUGAGACAUUCUUUUGAAGCAGCUGUUCGCACUCUCAGACAAUCUGAUGGUGGGGCUUCUGGAGAGCAUCCUCUGAAUACUGUUGAGCCUUUGCAAUUCAAAAAUGAUUCUAGGCAUCCUGUGACAACAACAUUGCGUGAUUUUUCAGAUGGUGAAGCCAUUUCAUCUAGCUGUGUGGAGAAAACUGGUGAUGGUAGAACUCAAAUAAAUUUCUCUACUACAGAUGCAAUACAGAAUGCUGAAGGUCCAUGCUUACGGCCUGACACCAAAGAGGAUACUUCUGAAACUAUGUAUCCAGCUGGAAAGGAGUCUCAUGCAGAAGCUGGGGGAGCUGAGCGUUUUCAGGAGCAGAGGGAAAUGGGUACUCAAUGGGCUAAAAGCAGCAGUAGUUCAGACUCUAAAUUGAAGUCAAGGACUUCCUCUUUCAAUGAUGAUCAGAAGAUUGAUAACAUGGAUGACCGUAUCGCAGAGCAUGAGAAAAUGUUGGUUCCAAAAGCUGUUGCAAGUGUUAUGAAUGAAAAUGAACAUGGUAAAAAAUCGCCUGAGUUAUCUCCAGGUGUAGAUAAUGAGAGCCAGAUCAGUGCAGAGAAAGUCACAGGUAUGGUUAUACCAAUGCAAAAAGGCUCUCCUGUUGCAGAUAAAUCUGAGUCCAUUGAUUUAAUAAGGGAGAAUGUCAUGUCACCUGCUUCUGGUAAUGUUUUGACGAUCGCCAGGGAUGAAAUUGCUAAUAACGGGAAGCCCUUUGAGAAUAAACCUGAUGAAAAACGAAUGGAUCUGGAUUCAUCAGUUGCAGAUGGUGUUAAUAACCGGUUUGAAGAGAAUUUUGGUAGAGAAGAGGUUAUUGGCCACUGCUCUAGUUCAUCAGUAAAACCAGAUGUACCAAUUGUACCUGGAAAAGAUAAUGAUGUUCCCAAAACAAGUGAGUCUAACCUAGAAGGAAAGAAAUCUGUGGUUGCUGGAGAAUUGAAUGUGGGUGGUGCUAAUCCGUCACCAACUGCCACUGGUUCUGAUGCAGCUGUUAAACUGGACUUCGAUUUAAAUGAAGGAUACCCUGUUGAAGAUGUAAUCCAAGGGGAUAUUGUUAGACAGGAAGAACCUACCAGUUCAUCUGCAGUUCAUGUUUCGUGUCCAUUGCCAUUUCCCAUUCCGUCCCUCUCUGGGGCUUUCCAUGCUUCAAUUACAGUGGCUUCUGCUGCCAAAGGACCGGUUGUUCCACCAGAAAAUCCAUUACGGAGUAAAGGGGAACUUGGAUGGAAAGGGUCAGCUGCUACAAGUGCAUUCCGGCCAGCUGAACCUAGGAAAAAUGCUGAGAUGCCAUCAAAUACUAAUGAUAUGCCUUGUGUUGACGCCACAUCUGUCAAACAAGGGCGCCCUCCUUUAGAUUUUGAUUUAAAUGUUGCAGAUGAAAGGAGUUUUGAUGACGUUGCUUACCGAGGUUCCUUAGAAUCCGGACCACAUGACCGCAGCACUGUGGGACUGGAUCUUGAUUUAAACAGAAUGGAUGAGACUGCCGAAGCUGGAAAUUUCUCUAUGGGUAAACUGGAUAUUCCUUGUUUACCAAGUAAACCUUCAUUGUCCAGUGGGUUAUCUAAUGGCGGAAGUGUCUCACGAGACUUUGAUUUAAAUAAUGGGCCAGGUCUUGAUGAAGUUAGCACUGAAGUCCCAGUUCGUAGUCUGCAGAUGAAAAGUAGCGUGCCAUUUUCAAGUGCUGUUCAUGGCACCAGAACAAAUAAUGCUGAAUUUGGGAAUUAUUCUUGGUUUCCUCCGGGCAAUUCUUAUUCUGCAAUUACUGUCCCACCACUUCUGCCUGGUAGAGGAGAGCAGAGUUAUGUCGGUAGUUCUGGGGCACAGCGGAUCAUAGGUUCUACAGGUAGCACACCCUUUAGUCCUGAAAUGUACAGGGGGCCAGUACUUUCAUCCUCUCCAGCUGUUGCAUAUCCACCUACUGCCCCCUUUCCAUACCCAGGAUUUCCCUUUGAAACCAAUUUUCCAUUAUCUUCAAGCGCCUUUUCUGGUUGUUCAACAGCGUUUAUGGAUUCAUCAACUGUGGGCGGACUUUGCUUUCCUACCAUGCCCUCACAGCCAGUUGGACCUGGUGGUGUUGUCUCAUCUCCAUAUCCCCGUCCCUAUGUUAUGAGUCUUCCAGGUGGUACAAGUAAUGUAAUUCCGGAUAACAGAAAAUGGGGAAGUCAGAGUCUGGAUCUUAAUUCAGGCCCUGGUGGCACAGAUGCCGAGCGCAGAGAUGACAGAUUGCCUUCGGGAUUGAGGCAGCUGCCUGUCUCCAAUCCACAAGCCUUGAUGGAGGAUCACUUGAAAAUGUUUCAGAUGGCUGGUGCAUUAAAAAGAAAGGAACCUGAUGGUAGUUGGGAUGGAGCUGAUAGAUUCAGUUACAAACAUCCCUCAUGGCAGUAGGAUAAUGGCACUCUUUGAAGCAAUUUUUUAAGAGGUCAGCCCCUUAUUUUAUGGAAAAAUCAGAAAAAUUGGGGAAGUUAUAAGUGAUGCAACCUUUGCUGCUGAUGGGCCGAAAGUGAUCAGAACCUCUGAUGCGGUUGUUGUGUGCAAAUCUGGGUCCCACAGAUUGCCCUUUGCAGAUGAGUUUUUUUCCUGUGUAGAUAUCUAACUGAAACAGCAGGUGUGAUGAUAAUGCCCGCCUAGAAUCAGAGAAAAUUGGCAUCAAAAGUGUUUGACUGUUACUUUUCUGCAACAGCAGUGAGCCCAAUCCAUUCAUUCUCGAACAUUUGGAAGGAGAGAGGAUUGGAUUGUGGAUGUAUGAUGAACUGGCUAGGCUUGAGGCCAGUUUGGCUUCUGUUAAAUCAAUUUAUUUUUCAACUUUUGUUACAUAUAUAUAGUUAUUGCCGUAGUAGUUCUUGACUUCCGAAUUUUGUUACUUAUCACAUUCUGGUUAUUAUUGAUAUAUGCACAGGUUAGCCACCAUGCCCAAUUUGUCACUA
Cicer arietinum (chickpea) is the source of this 5834-nucleotide messenger RNA. RefSeq lists its product as uncharacterized. Gene Ontology annotation, cellular component: nucleus. Gene Ontology annotation, molecular function: chromatin binding. The record is from RefSeq and is a predicted model, not a curated record. NCBI's taxonomy places the organism in Eukaryota, Viridiplantae, Streptophyta, Magnoliopsida, Fabales, Fabaceae.